This is a messenger RNA of Penicillium argentinense, 1119 nucleotides long. RefSeq lists its product as uncharacterized. Bases 1 to 1119 code for a protein of 372 amino acids. The record is from RefSeq and is a predicted model, not a curated record. The transcript is spliced from 4 exons. NCBI's taxonomy places the organism in Eukaryota, Fungi, Ascomycota, Eurotiomycetes, Eurotiales, Aspergillaceae.
AUGCGAGUCUUCACACUGAGUAAUUUCUCCACGCUUUGUGGACUUCUGCUCCACACAGCGUCUGGUUCCCAAAAAGAACCCGACCUCCGCAACGUCUUCCAGGAACCAGAUGAUCCUCUCUGUACAAGCCAUCUCGUUCUACCCGGAGACAGAUGCGCCAACCUUGCCGAGCAAUAUCACGUCACUGUUGCCGAUAUCGAAAGCUAUAAUAAAGGUACAUUUGGUUGGAAUGGCUGGGACAAGAUCUUUGUUGGAACGUUCAUUUGCCUCAGCGCUGGAUCUCCUCCAAUGCCAGUGGCCCUUCCCCAAGCCAUAUGUGGCCCUCAAGUCCCUGGAACAGCGCGUCCGAGUAACAUGUCCGACCUUGUGGAUCUGAAUCCCUGCAUUGCUCCCGACUGCAAGUGCAGUGUGAACGGUGGCUUUUGCACAGAUACGGUCAACUACAACCAUGCAUGUCCCACAGGAGCAGCGACUAGUUCAACGACAGGCAGUACUAGCAAGGCUACCACAAUCACAACAACAACCGCCGGUCUGAGCGCUGUUGGUCCGCCGAUAAAGGAAACUAGAAAGUACAACUACGACCAGUACCAGCACAACAAAGACAAUCACGACCACAGCCACGACUACAGAGAAAACGACGACUAUGAAAACAAUAGCAAAGACCACCACAACAACAACCAAGCAAGAAGAGCCCACCGCGAACCCAAACGUCAGCAAAUGGAGUCUAAACAUCUUCUCCAAAAAGAAUUGCAAAGGCGACUUCUACCUGCUAGAAGGCUACAACCCUGGGAAAACAACACUAUGCACCAGCCUCCGAGAUAUAAAAUGUCCACAGACGAAAAAGCCGACGCAUGGUGCCGCUGGGUCUCAACCAGCGACGCAAUGUUCAUCCCCUGCUCCUCAAGUCCACUCCGAACGCCCGGCUCCUGGAAUUUCAAAAAUGCUGUGUGCAGCGUGUACAAGACGGACGACUGCUCUGGUAGUGCCGUGCAAUCGUAUACGAGCUACGGAUCGGUUCAGUGCCAGGAUUAUACGGAGUCGUCUUCGAUGUCGGCUAUGGAGUGGAAUUCGAUGAAGUGUCAGACGCUGAAGGAGGCUUAUGAUAGUGGUUCGUCUUAA